CCAGAUUUUCAGCGGCGCGCACAGCCGACCUGGCAGCUGGCCGUCGAUCGUUCGCCGAUCCUAGAUCGGUUCAUCCUCAGAACGGUUUCGCGGUUGAACGGGCGCGGAUCGAUCGGCUGCUAGUCCGCGUCCUCGAACAUCUUUCCAGAUACCUGGAACGCGUACGCCGCGUGCCUGCAGCUGCAUUCGAAUCCAGAUCACCUGUGAUUGCACCUGUGUACGAGGCGCCGGCUCCUCUCUGAUCCAGCACAAGUGUUUCGUGACCGAGCUCGUUCAGCGAUGUCGAUUGUCGUCGAACACACGAGGACUGCGAAGGUACGCGAAAACAGGGAGAAGAACAAAUUGGCAUAAAGGACUGAUUUUCGAGUGCUGAAAGGAUUUGAGAAUCAUUAUGGAGGACGAAGACUUUGGCUUUAGGAAGAGGGGUGAAGGUGUUACGAAGAAUGCCAAUGACACAGGGAGGAGCGAAGAGAAUAGUGAACAUAAGGCGAGGGAAAUCGUGGUUGGGUCUGGAUCGGUGAUGACAGCGCCGUUAUCCGGGGCGACCGAGGCCGGAAAUGCCGUCCCUGAGCGGCCAGCGACCGCCUCUUCGUCCUCUCCGGCUUCCUCAGUCGUCUCGAACCCGCCGAACAUACCGAACGUGGUCGAGUAUCACCUGAAAGUGAAACCUGGACAAGCGCAGAGAGCCUGCCGGUUAGAUAACACUCCAACGAGUCAAGGAACAGAGGAGAUGAAGAAAGAUAAGAGCCCCGUGUCCUCCAGCGACAAAAAGAAGGAGCUCGUGUCGAAGCUGUCCCGCCUGUCCAUCGACAAUAACGUCUUCGAGAGAUCGACGGAUCUGCCGCAGGUGUUUCAGGUGAAAUAUCUAGGCUCUCAUGAUGCCAGGGGCCUCUGGGGCAUCAAGCACACGCGGAGACCAGUCGAUAACAUGGUGGCCGCAGCCAAGGCCUUGUCGACAAACACGAUGCUACCUCUGAUCAAGCUGAUCGUCUCUCAGGACGGCGUCGCCCUGCUCCCACUCGAGAAGAGGAAGCAGGAUCCCUAUUUCGCCAAGAUGUACGCCAUAGAGACGAUCUCGUACGGUGUUCAGGAUCUCGUCUAUACAAGGGUGUUCUCCAUGAUCGUGGUUCGCGAGACGGAGAACUUUAGGCGGGUCUCGCCUUUCGAGUGCCACGGGUUCGUUUGCGAGUCGAAGCAUCACGCGAGACAGCUCACCUACGCCCUGGCCACGGCCUUCGAGAUCUACUCGAGGACCGUGAAGGCUCAGGACAAGAUGGCAGAGAUGGCUGGAAAGAACGCCAAGAAGAGGUUCGCCAUCGAUCUCAGGAGCCCUGAGGAGAUGGAGGCUGAUCUGGCGGCCGAUUCGGAGGCCUAGAUCAGUUGCAUCUCUCAGAAUUGUGGUCAGAGGGAAAUUAGAGAGGGAACGGGAUACGCUGGGAGGGUACUUUGAGGACAACACAGGGUACAGUUUGUUGAAGACAGUUCACUGUGCAGGCUGACACUUGGCUGUUUCUUUUGGUAUUCCUGAUUUUCAGAUAUAUUUCAGCUGAAAAAUUUCAUGGCUCCAGUGAGUGGAUAUGGUAUGGAGAAAGUUUCUUUGUAAUUGGCAUCGUUACACGAUCAGUUUCAAGUGUUCGAAUCAAUUUUUCAUUAUAAAUAUAUGAACGAUAUUAUAUAUUUAUAAUGAAACAUCUAUUUUAAAAAAUCAAACCUAUCAUUUAAUUUAGACAAUCUUCUUUGAUAGGCAUAGAGAGUACGAAUACUUUUGGGAUAUACUUAUAAUGUACAUAUAAAGAACUGACUUGAAAAAGAAGCUUCUGUUCGUACUAUGUUCACCUAGAGUCAAAGUAUCUUGGGAGUAUUCAUCGACUCCAUUGCGUCAACAGAAGAUUGUUAAGGAGAAAGUAUUAAUUAAUAUCGUCCCUUCGUUCGUCACGAAAGACCAAACGAUCAGGAUAUUCGGUAGGGACGCGAUUCAAGGGUCACUUGCAUUUUCGACGACUUGUAAAUAGAAGCCUCACCUGUACAUAGUAAUAUAAAUAGUAUAUUUUCCGAAAUAAACGUGGAAUCGUUUCGACGUUGAUUAAUAUUCACGUAGUGGUCGUUGUUCGCUACUUGCUCGAGUGUAAUUUCAGGCCAGUUACUGUUAGGAGACGAGACGAUUUUGAUGAGUAUGUACUUAAUUCGAGGUUCAAACGUAUACUACAUACAUAAUAUAUAGAACUCCGUUUUUGAGAAGGCUCGUUGCGAUACUGUUUGUGGGCACGAAAGUUGGUGCAAUUGUUGGUUGUGUUAAUUAUUUUAUCGUCGCCGGUGUUUACGUGCGGGGGAAUAAGCGUCGUUUAUUCCACGACAUAAUGGCUAGUUAUCCAAAGAUACCGAAUAGAAGAAAAGAACUGAAAAUCGCCCGGCUCGUCUCGGUGAUCUUUUCGAUUCCAUAAAAAUACGAUAUCAUCCGAAUUAAGAAAAAAAAAAAAAAUGAUUGGAUUUAUUUCUAGCCCGUUUGCGUGUGCGUGUGUGUGUUUUUAUCUUCAUCUCCUAUGCAUAUAUCUUUCGAUGUACAGUAGCUUCCAUUACGCUGGUAAAUUAUAUCCUAAUUAAUGAUUUAAUUUAUUCUCGACUUAUCGUUAAGUUACCGAACCAAUAUCGACACAUAUCAAUUGUAAAUAAACGAUCGAGAGGAACAUUGUCAGCAGUGUAUACUUCUCGAUGCGGUGUUAGCUAUAAAUAUCACUUUGUUUAGUUGUUAAGUCACUUGUUCGCUUCUCGUUCAAUCUAUCGAACCUCAGCACCGACGUUUCCCCCUUUGUUCUAGGCUCGGGACAUUUGUGUAACUACAUUUGUGUAUUAUUUUUUUCCGCGCGACAGACGACUGCUUGAUUAUUAUUAGUCAUCGCCAGUAUUAGCGAGCUGUAUCGGUACCUAUGUACAAUAAAUUUUUUACGGAUA
This is a messenger RNA of Hylaeus volcanicus, 2949 nucleotides long. RefSeq lists its product as uncharacterized. Lineage: Eukaryota; Metazoa; Arthropoda; Insecta; Hymenoptera; Colletidae. The coding region runs from base 392 to 1375 and encodes 327 amino acids. The transcript is spliced from 5 exons. The record is from RefSeq and is a predicted model, not a curated record.